Messenger RNA from Entamoeba invadens IP1, 261 nucleotides. RefSeq lists its product as hypothetical. The transcript is spliced from 2 exons. Lineage: Eukaryota; Evosea; Mastigamoebida; Endamoebidae. The coding region runs from base 1 to 261 and encodes 86 amino acids. The record is from RefSeq and is a predicted model, not a curated record.
AUGAACAAGAUAACAGUGCAUUCGAUCUCCAACGAUACUGCUACUCCACUUGGGAUCAGUCCUGAAGUGCGCCAAUUUGACGAAUCAUUACUCGACUGCUCACAAGCAAGUGUGUCGACACUACUUGCUGACAGCGAAGUCGGCGAGAUAUUUAAAAACAAACCACUUUCGCGUGACUUCGACGAAGAGGAUGCAGUAUUUAUUUCAAGGUCUAACAACCCCGUUGCCCACGAUGAAAGCUUUUUUAACACCGCUUUCUAA